GAAACCUAUCCAUUUUUUCAGAAAGGGAAUCGAAAGUCACCCUGUCUCAUUUAGGAACCUGUUUCUUUUCUCUUUUUCUUGCGCCAUCCGGUCAGAUUGUUUCCCCUCAACCUGGUGCAACAGUCGAGCAACGCGUCUGUAUAUAACUGCACACAGUGUUGGAGGUCUGUGUUGUUUACACGGUGGAAGCUGCGGACAGGACCUGACUCACUCAAUGCGGAAGAAGCAGCCCAGUACAGUCUGUUGAGGGACCGUGUUGUGAUUUCUAAUCUACCAGAGGUUCUGUGCCCACGUUACACGCUUCAUCCGUGACUGGCGCCUUGUGUGUUGCUGUUGUUCUGUUUGAGUCAUCUGAUUGUUGGUAGGCUGCAGGACCGCACACGUCUGACACUGGUUUGAACUCCUCUAGGUGCUCUCUAUGUGCUACCGGCCUGCCCUGACUUUCAACCAGCGCCUGCUGUUUUUGCCGCUGGACACACACUCAUACAGAGGCUGCGGACCCCGCUGCAUCGGCCCCCUUCACGCUCACCCCCUGCGCUAUGAGCAGAGGUAGGGGAGGGCCUUCCAAAGAACACUACCACCGAUAUCCACUACCCGACUUCCAGGCCAGGGAGAAUUACAACAGGCCUGGCCCGUCUUCCUUCUUUCCCAGAGCUGACCCGCAGCUGAGCCCGUAUUCAAGUUACUACAACAGCCCUCCCCCUCCUUUUGUGUCCACACAUCCCCCAGCUCCCUCUUUCAUUCCCUCUGCCCCACCCGAACCAAGCCACUAUAAAGGACCCCAGAAACCUGUGACCCCUAACAAUUCAUACUAUCAGAACCACUUUCCCUGUCCUGUUCCAAAUUCAUUUAAGCACCAACAGUCGGAGUUCCUGAGAGGUCAAAGCUCCGAGGCUCCACAGUUCAGAACCAGUCUGCGAGGAGGUGGAGUGGUACCAGGCAGACCGCCCAGUUCCUCAUAUCAGCCCCAGUCAGGAUAUAAUAGAUUUCUAAACCCUAACAGCAGCCCCAGGGGUAGAGGCGGGUAUAGCCAAGAGCACAGCUUUGAAUACUCACCCAGUUUUGGACCCCAGCAAGGCCUUCGGCACCUGAAUCAAACCCAGUUGCUAGGUAAAAAACACAACCAGCACUCCAACAGACAAUGGUGCGAACAAACAGACUCUCUGUGUGACAAUUUUGAUAGUUUGUCUCUUCAUCAAGACUGGACCAGCAGAAGAGACAGCUUUGAUAGACAUUCUGAAUCCAGCAGCUCAGCAGCUUCAAGCUCCGGUAAGAUUAACAUCACUCUCACUGCUGCCAUCCAGGACCAGGUACACAAAGCUUUGGCUGCUUUAAAUCCAACUGACAGCGUCCCUGCAAAAGUGUUAGCCAGAAAGCUGCGUCUGCCCAAAAAGAUAGUGAACAGGGCCCUGUACUCGUUGGAACGCUUGCAGAUAGCCUCUAAGCAAGGACUUCUCCCUCCUGGGUGGAGUCUUUACAGAGAACCUCUCAAUUGCACAGAAGGUCAAAACGCUGAAGUAUAUACUCCUCUAUCCAAUCUGUGCGUCCGUUUAGAGCAACCCCAGAAACCUGAAGUCAAGGUUGAGCAAGGGAACAGGGUACAGGCCAAGGGAGAGGACUCGGACACAGAAUCCAGUUCUACGCUCUGCUCUUCCUCAGAGUCAUCAGACUUUGAAGGAUCCAGGUCAUCGGGAAAAGGUCAGCACACAGAGAAACCACAUUGCAGCAGCACCACCUCCCCUGAUCAGGAACUGCAAUUUCCCACAAUGACGGAACAGAAGGACCUAGUACUGCGCUACCUGCUGAAGGCAGGGGAGGCAACCGCACUUGUCAUAGGCAAAAAUCUGGGUUUAAGGAAUGCCAUUCAGGCCACACUUUAUGCUCUGGAGAAGCAAGGCGAAGUCGUUAAGAAUGGUGAAGUCAACCCUCCCACCUGGGAGCUCUCCACCCACCGCAGGGAGAGAAUGGAGAGGAGCAUCAAAGCUGCAAAGAGCACCGCAGCUAAGGGGGUUCCGAUGGAGGAGGGCUCAGGAUCCAUCUUCCAUCCAUCAACAACACCGCCGAUACCGGGCCUCGAGCAACUUUCACUUCCAGAGGAUUGGAUAUCGGAGAAGUCCGACUCCUCCCUCCGGCCCCCCUCGUUUAGCCCCUGUAAAGCCAAAGAGGCCAACGAAGGACAGUGGGCCACCGACGAUAUCCCAGAAUUCCUCAAUGCCAUUCGCAGGGAAACGGAUGCCGGAAAACUGGCGGCAGACAAGUCCAAUGUUGUGGGAACUAUUGCCGUCUCGCUGGCUGCCCCGCCUCCGCAGAACCUAUGGGCCAAGCUACAGGAAGUGAGGCUGAAGAACCCAGUAAGCGGCCUCAUGGAGUAUGCCCAGUAUCUGGGCCAGAACUGUGAGUUCCUGCUCCUUGACCAGUCGGGACCCUCCCACGACCCAAGAUUCCGUAUGCAGGUGAUGCUCAAUGGGCGCUUGUUUCCCGUCGCAGAAGCUUCCAGUAAGAAGGUUGCCAAAAAGGACGCCGCCGCGGCCACUCUGCGCAUUCUUUACGCAGAGAUGCAGGAAGGGGCGACCACAGGGGACAAUGGAAAUGUUGAAACCACAAUCAAAAUCAUGGACAUACAACCUGAAACCACCGUGACAGUUGAAACCAUGGGUGAAAUCUUUGGGCCCAAUAAUGUGGAAGGGAUAGAGAUGUCGGAGGGACCUCGCCAGCCGUUGUCCCGCUCUCUGCCUGGUGGGAAAAAUCCAGUGUCCGUCUUGAUGGAGUACAGCCAGCGCAGUGGCAACCCCAUCGAAUUCAUCAUCACCGGGCAGGCAGGCCCGCCACAUGACCCACGGUUCAUGUACAGAGUAAAGGUCGGAGAGAACUUGUUUGCAGAGUCCUCCGCUCCAAGUAAGAAGGCAGCCCGCCAGCUGGCAGCAGAGGGAGCCGUCAAGGAAUUAAUGGCUGACGGGAGGUUGCAGCUCAGCAAGCCCCAGUUGCCCCUAGGCUCUUCCAGUGAUAGUGACAGUGCUGGGACCACGUGUCCCUCUCUGCCGCCUCUGACUGUAGAUGAGUUGCGAGCAGCUCACGAGGCAGGGGUGGGGGACCUCAUCAACCACCUGAACAACAACGCAGUGUCAGGUCUUCUGGAGUACGCCAGAGCCCGGGGCUUUGCUGCCGAGAUCCGGCUCGUGGGCCAGUCUGGGCCAGCACAUGAGCCUAAGUUCACCUACCAGGCUAAGCUCGGCGGACGGUGGUUUCCUCCAGUCUGUGCAUCAAACAAGAAACAGGGAAAACAGGAAGCAGCAGACGCCGCUCUCCGGGUUCUGAUUGGAGAAGCUGAGAGGGCAGCCCGCACUGGGGAGCUUAUCCCGGCCGAGCUUCCAGUGAGUGGCAGCACUCUGCACGACCAGAUAGCGAUGUUGAGUCACCAGCGCUUCAACGCCUUGACGACACGUAUCCAGCACAGCCUUCUGGGACGCAAGAUUCUGGCCACCAUCGUCAUGAGGAAGGGGGAGGGCCUGGGGACUGUUGUCAGCCUGGGAACUGGAAAUCGCUGCGUUAAAGGGGAGGAGCUGAGCCUUAAAGGGGAGACAGUGAAUGACUGCCACGCAGAAAUUAUUUCCAGAAGGGGAUUUCUUAGGUUUCUGUACAGCGAGCUGCUGAAGCACUACGACGGCGCAGAAGACAGUAUAUUUGAGAUGGCGGAGUCAGACAAACUGCGGAUCAAAGCUGACAUCACCUUUCACCUUUACAUCAGCACAGCACCGUGUGGGGAUGGGGCUCUGUUUGAUAAGUCCUGCAGUGAGUCCGGCGAUGACGUCGAGGGCCACCAGCCUCUGUUUGAGAAUACAAAGCAGGGCAAGCUCCGCACCAAAGUGGAGAACGGUGAGGGCACCAUCCCAGUGGAGUCGAGUGCCAUCGUGCCGACCUGGGACGGCAUCCAGCACGGAGAGAGGCUGCGGACCAUGAGUUGCAGUGAUAAGAUCCUGCGCUGGAACGUGCUGGGCCUGCAGGGGGCGCUGCUCACCCAUUUCAUGCAUCCCAUCUACCUAAAGUCCAUCACACUCGGUUACCUGUACAGCCACGGCCACCUGACACGUGCUGUCUGCUGUCGAAUGGCGAGGGACAGUGAAGCGUUUGUGGAGAGUCUUCCUUCUCCAUUCGUGCUCAACCACCCAGAGGUGGGCAGGGUAAGUGUGUACGACUCCACACGUCACACAGGAAAGACCAAAGAGUCCAGUGUGAACUGGAGCUUUCAAGACCAGCACAGUGUAGAGGUGCUGGACGGGACCAAAGGCAAACUGGAUGGAAGAGUCGUAAUGUCUCUCCCCUGCAGGAACAAGCAGAGCAUUUCCCGUGUUUCCAAGUCCAACUUGUUCUCCGUAUUCCGCUCUCUGUGUCAGCGGUGCGGCCGCACAGACCUCCUCGCUCUUCCAUCUUAUUCCCACGCCAAGAUGGCGGCCAUGUCCUUCCAAUUGGCAAAGCAGCAAUUCUUUGAAGGUCUCGGCGUCCACGGUUACGGUGCCUGGAUCAGCAAACCGCUGGAAGAGAAGAGCUUCGAGGUCUUAGAGGGACUUCGGAAAAACGGAGCAAGUUUGCCCUCUGGAUAUGGCAACAGUAGAAACGGAGCAGCGUUAGAGCAAGGAGGCGUAGAACAGUGCAUUACUAAGUGAGUAUAGAACCUGGAGGAGGGGAAAAAACACCAGACUGGGGCAGACGUGAAGGGGGAAAGAAAAGGACAAUCAAACUCUGUGUAGCAAGUUGCCAGAACCAUAUCUUCUGAUUGGACAUGGCUAACGGCUGCUGAGGAGGAGCGAUGCAAAGGAACCGUGUGAAUGACCAGGGCAAAGCCUGAUGGGUGACUGGGGUCAGAGUUCACACACAGAGCUUUGAAAAAGAGAUUCAGAGGGUAAACAAAACAUAUAUAAACACUACAUACAAAAGGAAUUCGUUUGAAGUCGAUACAUUAACCUGACAAACACUGCUACAAAGCUGAGCUGUUUGCUCUCAAGAUGAUUGCUGCUUGUGUCUCAAUCCUUUUUUCCAGAGUGUAAUUUCAACUGCUCUUUGUUAUAAUAGUGCUUCCCUCGGUUUUUGGACCAUUGACAUUAUUCAGCUUCUUUUGGCAAACGCUUGUUUGAUUUUUUUCCUUGAGAGCUUGAGUAGCUGCGUUUAGUCGAUCUCAAGCCUGCUUUGUCGCAGUGUUUGCAAUUGUUAAGUGAAGAUGGCGUUCAAAUGUCAUGAGGUGAUUAUUUUUUUUUUUCUGCUCCCUGUGUUCUACUUCAUGGAAACGCAUGCAACUGCUAUAUGACAAAAAGUUUUUUUCUUAUUAUUUUUUUCAGUCAUCCUGAUUGACUCAAUGAAGUGAAUCUUGAAAUCAGUACCUGCUCGGUACAGUCCCAGCUUAAAUGUAAAUUCAGAAGGUUCACCGUACAUAAGGCCAUCAAUAAACACACUUACUCUGAUCAGUGACAAACGCUUCAGCUCCUCAAACUCUGAAGACGUCCAUCCGGCCCUUUUCUGAGUAACACCAGCUGUAAGAUUCAUUCAUUGUACACCCUCCCUCCACAUAGUGUUGCCAUGGUUUCCAUUAGCACAGUGUAGGUAAGUGUGACCCUCUGAUCAGUGCCACAAGUUCCUCUGUGCUUUUGUGCUUUUAUAUAGAAUUACUGAUGUCAAGAGCUCAAAGACGUACAACCUUUCUGUUUCCUUAUUGCUUGUGGGUCUGUUUUUGAGUAUAUCUCCAUGUUUAACCAAUAAGAUAAUCAAUAACUGGUCAUGGGAGCGAGUCUCUCCUGUCCUGCAUGCAGCCAGUCUGCAUGUUCUUGUUUUUUUUCACAACUCAAUAUACAAAAAGACAUCCAGGUUCUCUCACAUGUCCAGUUGUUGUCUCACCUAGUAGCACUAGGUGAGGACAGCUUGUUUAAGGAGAAUGUUUAGGUUCUUUUUUUCCCCUUGUUUCGGUUUCAUGUACUUGGAUGAUGCAAUAUAUACAUCAAGUAUAUACAAAUACAUGGACACACAGAUGUGAAGUGGGGUCCAAAAGCCUGAGUCUCAGGUUGAAGUUGUGUUUGAGGUCUGGAGAGGAAGCCAUGCAGGUCAAUGCUCCAUUUUGUUGAGCAUUGAUGCAUGAGCACAUUAUUUUGCUUGAUAUUUCAUCUUAUUUUAAACGGUUUUAAGUCACCUUUCCUGGAACAUGUGUUGUUAGCUCCCUUGUUGUAAUUACUUGUUACAUUUCCUCAAAGGUGUACCUUAUUUGAAUAAGAAGUUUUAAAAAGAAAAGGAAAUGUGCAGCUUUCAGUAUUGGACUCAGACUUUUGAUCCCCACUAUUUCAGUAUAAGGUUAUAUAUAAAUAUAUAAAUAUGUGUGUGUGUGUGUAUAUGUAUAGUUUUCAUGUAUAUAUUUUGUAAAUCAUCAAAAAUAGUUUUCUAUAGUUUUCCUGGUGUUUUAAUGGAUUAUGCCAUUUUUUUUUACCAAUAAAGUUUCAAAAGUU
This is a messenger RNA of Platichthys flesus (European flounder), 6482 nucleotides long. It is a transcript of the gene adar, whose product is annotated as adenosine deaminase RNA specific. Gene Ontology annotation, cellular component: cytoplasm; nucleolus. Lineage: Eukaryota; Metazoa; Chordata; Actinopteri; Pleuronectiformes; Pleuronectidae. The transcript is spliced from 16 exons. Gene Ontology annotation, molecular function: double-stranded RNA adenosine deaminase activity; double-stranded RNA binding; tRNA-specific adenosine deaminase activity. Gene Ontology annotation, biological process: adenosine to inosine editing; RNA processing. The record is from RefSeq and is a predicted model, not a curated record. The coding region runs from base 540 to 4661 and encodes 1373 amino acids.